This is a messenger RNA of Misgurnus anguillicaudatus (oriental weatherfish), 4658 nucleotides long. RefSeq names its product protein phosphatase 2, regulatory subunit B, gamma b (gene ppp2r2cb). Gene Ontology annotation, cellular component: protein phosphatase type 2A complex. The record is from RefSeq and is a predicted model, not a curated record. NCBI's taxonomy places the organism in Eukaryota, Metazoa, Chordata, Actinopteri, Cypriniformes, Cobitidae. Gene Ontology annotation, molecular function: protein binding; protein phosphatase regulator activity.
UAAAAACAAUCAUAAAGGUUUGGAUCUACAUGAGGGAGCAGAAAUAUCUAUAAAUAUCCCAAAUGAUGUGCUUAUAUAGUUGUCAGGUUCCUAGUCUGUUCUCCAGUCGGUCAUCCCUAUUCCGGACUACAUUUCCCAUAUUCCUCCUCACUACUUUCCCUGAACUGAAUUUGUAAUUAUCCUAACCUGCCAUCAUUUACCAUGAUCAUCUCUGUUGUCUAUUUAUACUCUUUUUGUUUUCCCCUUGGUGGUCUGUUAAUGUUUUGUGAUAUUUACCCGUCAUCCUGUUUAUUGUUUUAUUAUUAUUAUUAAAAUUUAUUCAUCGUUGUAUUUCUCCACGUCUUCCUCUGAUCACAUACCGUGACAAUAGAAAUAGUGGUCUUGAGUCAUCACCACCGUCUCUUGCUUCACAUCCUCACUGAGGUCCAUCUAAGAAUUGAAUCCUGCAUCUAAAUGAUCAGUGUCAGAAUAAAGACUGCACCUUUCCUGUAUAAAACAUAUUUUAUUACAUAAAAUAUUUGAUUAAUUCUUCAAACCAUUUAAUUAUUUUGAAUCUUUUCUUUAGGCUUUUAAUUAACUUUGCCAUUUAUGCAAAAAUUGCAUAUCCCAAAUUUCUAAGACAUCUACUGUUCAGUACAAUGUGUCCCCACAUUUACAUUUGCAUUUAAACAAAUGGUCAUAAAGCCGAAAUACUGUUAUUUCUAUGUGUACCAUCUGUCCACAGAACAUAUUCUAGAGAUUUCCGUCUUUAUUUAACCAUUGCAAUGUCUCAUUUUAGCCUCCCAGACUCUUGUGUUGCUCUCGGAGACAGAUGCGGUUACCAGGCAACCGCUCCUGUAGCUGUAUCAGUAUGAGGCUGGAGUGGGGGUUUGCAUUUCACAACGAUGCUGAGCUGCUCUCCUAUUGGCCUCAACAUCCUGACAAGUAAAUCGAUUGGAUGAGUGAAAACCCACCAGGAAUGAAUCGAACCAUAGACUCCUCUGAUUGUAGAUGCCUCGCGGCUGAACCAAGACAAGACAAGUCUGCCUGGCCGUCUAGCGUUUUGUGGAGUUUAUGUGUGUGUGCCAUUAGCCUCUUUGCGUGGAGUUACCCCUCGUACAGCCCAUGACGCUUUGCGGUGGAACUGGAUGCUGAUGGAUGAAAAAUGGACGGUGUGCCGCUCAUUCAUUACACAUGCAUGCCUUUUCACAGACACCUUUUUUCAGCUGUGGAUCUGAAUGAAUGUAUCAGCAUCUGAAUACAACUGCUAGCACAGCGAUGUGACAGAAGGAUUGGUAGAGCUGCAGCCCCGCCCUUGGUUCUGUCCCAGAAUGCUGAGUCCAGUUCUGUGUUCAGACCUUGCAGUCCUAGAGCCGGACUUCACAGAGGCUGAUGUCAUCUCAACGGUUGAGUUCAACCAGACAGGAGAGUUCUUGGCCACAGGAGAUAGGGGUGGGAGGGUCGUCAUCUUUCAGAGAGAACCACAGGGCGAAUAUAAUGUUUAUAGUACAUUUCAAAGUCAUGAACCGGAGUUUGAUUACUUGAAAAGUUUGGAGAUCGAAGAGAAAAUAAAUAAGAUUCGCUGGCUGCCUCCGCAUAACCCCGCCCACUUCCUCCUCGCCACCAAUGAUAAGACCAUAAAGCUGUGGAAGGUGAGUGAGAGAGACAAGCGAGCAGAAGGUUAUAAUCUCCGAGAUGAAGAGGGAAGACAGAAGGAUCUUUCAACCAUCACCACUCUACAGGUCCCUGUCCUGCGUCCGAUGGAUCUCCUGGUUGAAGCAUCACCUCGGCGGGUUUUUGCCAAUGCACACGCUUAUCACAUCAACUCCAUCAGCGUCAACAGUGACUGUGAGACUUACCUGUCCGCUGAUGACCUGAGGAUCAACCUGUGGCAUCUCAACAUCACUGACCGCAGCUUCAAUAUAGUAGACCUGAAGCCAGAAAACAUGGAGGAUCUGAGUGAGGUGAUCACAGUGGCAGAGUUUCAUCCUCACCACUGCCACCUGUUGGCCUUCAGCAGCAGCACAGGAACCACACGGCUCUGUGACAUGAGAGCCCGUGCCCUCUGUGACCAACAUGCCAAAUUGUUUGAAGAGGAAGUGGAUCCUGCACGGCGAUCGUUCUUCUCCGAGAUUGUUUCUUCAGUGUCAGAUGUCAAGUUUAGUCACAGCGGUCGCUACCUGCUCACGCGAGAUUACCUCACCGUUAAAGUCUGGGACCUUAACAUGGAAAAUAAACCAGUGGAAACAUACCAGGUCCACGACUACUUACGAACUAAACUGUGCUCUUUAUAUGAAAGCGACUGCAUUUUUGACAAGUUUGAAUGUGCUUGGAACGGAACAGACAGCGUCAUUAUGACAGGGGCUUACAACAACUACUUCCGAAUGUUUGACCGGGCGAGCCGGCGUGACGUGACUCUGGAGGCCAGUCGAGAGAUGUGCAAGCGCAGGGCGGUCCUGCAGCCGCGUCGGGUGUGCGUGGGGAAGAAGAGGAAAGAGACGGACGUCAGCGUGGACAGUAUGGAUUUCCGGAAAAAGAUCCUUCACACUGCCUGGCAUCCUAAAGACAACAUAAUCGCCAUCGCCGCCAGCAACAACCUCUACAUUUUUCAGGACAGACUGACGGCCCACGGACAUCACAAUGCACAACAGAUACAAAGUGCGCCCCCCGAAUAACAGACACACUGGCCUUCCAUACAGUAACUGAAGUAUCUUCCUAUUGGCACAGUGUGCCAAAAUGGUCUCUUUUUGCCCUUUAACAUCACAUUUUCCAUCUGGAUUCACCGAUGCCAGCCUCAGAACAAUCACAUAAACUAUAACAAACAUAUAUAACCGUUUCAUGAUAUGGUCCCGAAUGAGAACGUACCACUAUAGCAUGGCAUGCAGUAUGAACAUUCUGGUAUAGGGUUCAGAUCGCACAUGCAUGUUUACAAAGCCGUUUGCUCAUAAUCAGGGCUCAUUUAACUAUAUGACGACCAUUGUGAAUGAAUACGAUGCUUUAUUAUGCUCUGUAGUGCUUGUAUAGAAUUGAUGUGCCCGUUCUUCUCAGGCUUGAAUUUUCAUUGGUUUGACAGAUCGCUCAGGGACACUUACUUACGUUUAAUGGCUAAACUCACAAUAGGAAAUCCAGAACAAGCAGUGAACCGGAUGCCGAGUUAUGGGAGGCUGCUGAAAGGAAAACGGCGUGUGCAGGGAUCAGAUUUAAUGCUGAGUCAUCAAACCUCAAAAACAAAGAACAUUUCAGUGCUUUCGUUCACGUACCAAGUCUAGCAUAUUAAAGGAAUAAAGCCCAAAACGGAGCCCAAUGCCUAAAUUUCUUCCCUGGACUACAAAAGGACAUAUUUUGAUGAAUGUUGGAAGUGCUAUUUUCCAUACAAUGAAUGCAGAAAUGACCAGGAAUUGUCAUUCUCCAAAAAUUACGAUAAAACACCUCAAAAUUUGUCUAUAAAAUGUGUUCUAUAUUUUAGGCCUAAAGCCGUCUUUCCACUGUACACGACAUUUGGACACGGUUGUCGGAGUUCGCCCCCUGUUGGCAGUCGUCAUUGAAUUUCAGUUUAAUUGUAAAUCUGGGCCAAAAUGAGAGAAAAGCUCAUUUCAGCGCAAGAGCCUUCAAUCUACGAAAAUUUACUAUUGUGAAAUAAAUAAAUGAAUAAAACAAUACACAGCUAUGCAUGAAUGACAAAGACUGGCAAUGUUUUUGAAGAUUAAAGGUUAAAAAUAACAACGUGUAAAUAUUAAAUUAAUAAUUUUAGUUAUUAGUAAAAAAAUAAUUUAUAAAGGAUUCAAGUGUUACUGAUAAAGUUAAACAAAAAAAGAUUUAAAAGGAUUCAGUUUUUGAUUGGAACACUAAAAUAUAUCACUUCCGGUCGGCGUUUCGCAUGUGGUGUAGUCGCACAAGUUAAAAUUUGUGAAUCCAGCGCUCAAACAGAUCUGAAAAUUAUGCAUCCGUCAUCACCUCAUGCAGCCCCUUUGUGACUCUCCAUAGGGAAUGAAUGACUUCCUGUUUAUCUGCCGGUGUUUGUCGUGUACAACGGAAAGGUGGCUUUACAAUAGUGUCACUGGGGCAGUGCCCUUUAAAUAUACAUAUAUGUACCUUUGAGGUACUAAAAUGCACUGUUUGGUACAAAUAUGAGUAAAAGUAUGAACUCUGUAAGUGUACCUUUUGAAAGGGUACUGACCCAGUGACAGCUAGGGACCAUGGUCACCAAUCUGUGAUGUACUUCUGACGGUGUAUGCAUUUCGAGCACUUCAAUAGACUAAUCAAACUAACCCAAAUGCAUUUUGGACACAGCACAUUUAGUUCACCCACGAGUGACAAUUCAUAGUUUACUCAUACACGAGCUGUCCCAGAUGUAAAUGCCUUUUCACGAGUUAUAAUAGGGAAAUGAGAUAAAGCAAAUUUGCCGUGCUGUCCAAUGGGAGGGGUCCGAGCUUGGAAUAUUAGCCCGAACCCAUUGUACUCCCCUCUCUUUAACUGGGAUAAAGUGAGGUGAUAAGUUGGAGAAGGGAAAAAACUGUCACAGGAGGGAGGUGAGAGAUGGCUAUAUAGACCUCUUCGCGCCAAACUUAAAUAAACGUUAUUCUAUGUUAAACUAAACGCUGAAUUUGUUUAUUUAAAUACAAAUUUUUUGGCGUAUAUGUGACUCAACAUGUUGAACCACAUUAAAAGUGUGCAUCUUG